CUUCCUUGCUUCUUUCACCGCUUUUUCCUCUCAACUUAUAUUAUUUCCUUAUUACAGAUAUAUACGUGUUCCAUUUUCCAAUCAACUCUCUUACUACAUUUUCUUUCUCUUCUAUAUAUGUUCUCUGCAAUUCUAACUUAACUAUUUCAUUUUUAAUAUAGUACUUGUACGUAUUUGGAAAAUCAUGGUGGGUGAGAUUGAUACUAAACCAAUUGAACCGGUCCAGAAUGCGAUAUCCUUGUUUGGAGAUAAUAAAGCUGAUCCGAAUAAAUCUCAAUCUGCAAGGAUUCAUAAGGUAAGCAUCGCACUCUCUCCCACAACAACUAACCUCUUAUUAGUUCAAAGUCAAAAUUUUAAUGACUUAAUUGUCACCCUACUCUUAUUUUCUUUAUAUGUUUGUGAACAGCUAACUUGUGAAAAAGAGAUUGAAGACUUGAGAAAAGAAUUGGCCAACUUGAAGGUUCAAUUGGAAGCAAAACAUGCUGCACACAUGCAAGCGCUUCUCAAGCUUGAACACAAUCAAAAGAAGAUUCAUGAACUUUCCACACUCUUGAAGAAAUGCGAUCUCGAAAGAAAAAAGAACAUGAAUGAUGAUCCUACUACCAAACAUGAGACUGAGACUGAAUCAUCCAAGAUGAAGGAGAUGGCAGAGCUCAGCUCGUUGGAAGCCGCGAAACUUCGCGACCAGCUUUCGCAUGUUUUAUCGGAGUUGAAGGCCACACAGAGAGAGCUUCUUAACAAAGAAACAGAACUUGUUGCCGCUAGAGACUUUAAAUUGAAAGCGAUUGCGGAUGCGGAAGAGAUGAGAAACGCAUUGGAGAUCGAGAAGGAACAGAAAGAAGAGAUAAUGAAACAAGUGAAGGAACUUAGCGAAGUGAUUCAUAGUUCGAAACUUGAUGAUGCAAUUGAAGCAGAGAGAGAGAAUUUUGCUGCAGUGUUGUCUGAGAAGGACGAAAGAAUUGCGUUAGCAGAACAAGAAUUGGAAGAUAUGAGAAAUCAAAUAGAACAAAACGAGAGAAAGAUCAUGGAUCAAUCGACACAAAUCGGAAUAAUGGAGAUAUAUAUGAAUCAGUUAAAAGAAGAGGCUAUUAGUGCAAAGGAAGAAAUAAACGGUUUGAAUAACGCAAUAGAAUCGGUAACCGGCGAAUUACAGAAGGCGAAAAUUGAACUGAACAUGUAUAAGGAGAGAGACAUCGAAUCGCAGGUGGAGAUCGCAUUACUGAAAUCGCAGUUUCAGGAGCACAGAUUGGCUUACAUUCACCAAGAACAUGAAAAUCAAGAUUGGCAGGGCGAAUUGAAUAUGAUAACAAGGAUCGGAUCUGGAUCUGAAGAAGUGAGAAUGAACAUGGAGAACAAGAAUGGUGAAAUCGCAGUGGUGGCUGCGGGUGCAGAAUUGCCGUGUGAGUUAGCAUCAAUGAAGAAAGAGCUGAGAAUGGCGGCGGCGAAGAUGGCGGAGCUGAGGGGGCGAGCAGAACAGGCUCUAAGCAGGGCAGAAGUUGCUGAGAAGGCGAAAGCAGCAUUGGAAGAUAAAAUAGCGAGGCAUAGGGAACACAGGCAGAGAAGAAAAGCUGCUUUAACCGCACUCAAAGAAGAAUCAAACCCUAAACAGUUUAGUCCUUCUUCACCUGAUUCAACACUUACCCUGCAACAGCCAUUGGGUAAGGUUCUCAAUUUGAAGGUGUAAAAGGUCACUUCACUCCUAUUUUGAAUGUAGUUAUUGUUUUGCUGUUACUCACUUAUUACUUGUUUUUGGUCAUUUUCAAUUUCAUCUGUUUUGUAUCUUAUUAAUUUAUUAUUAU
Messenger RNA from Arachis ipaensis, 1799 nucleotides. Lineage: Eukaryota; Viridiplantae; Streptophyta; Magnoliopsida; Fabales; Fabaceae. The record is from RefSeq and is a predicted model, not a curated record.